This is a messenger RNA of Ophidiomyces ophidiicola, 1350 nucleotides long. RefSeq lists its product as uncharacterized. The transcript is spliced from 5 exons. Gene Ontology annotation, cellular component: fungal-type vacuole membrane. NCBI's taxonomy places the organism in Eukaryota, Fungi, Ascomycota, Eurotiomycetes, Onygenales, Onygenaceae. Gene Ontology annotation, biological process: transmembrane transport. The coding region runs from base 1 to 1350 and encodes 449 amino acids. Gene Ontology annotation, molecular function: transmembrane transporter activity. The record is from RefSeq and is a predicted model, not a curated record.
AUGUCGACUACAGCGACACAUACAACAGCCGUUGAGUUACAACCCCCGCAAUCAGGUGUGCUCGAAUCCCGACAGGAAAGAAGCUAUGCCGCCGUUCCCGACACGGACGACACUUUGCUCCAGGCGUCUCUCGUUGACGACUCCCAAGUCCCGGAGGGCGGGUAUGGAUGGGCUAUUGUUUUCGGCUGCGCGGUCAUCUGCUGGUGGUUUGUCGGUACAUCCUAUUGCUGGGGGAUAAUGCAGGCAGCAUUGGUGGAGCGGGGUCUUUCGUCUCCCUCUACUCUGUCUUUCGUCGGCUCUUUGACCACCGGUUGCAUUUCGUUCCUGGCCAUUAUCAAUGCUCGAGUAAUUCGAAGAAUGGGCAUCAGACUCGCGGCGCUGACUGGAAUCGGAUUGAUUGGAAUUGGUGAAAUUUUAAGUAGUUUUGCCAUCAAUAGCAUUCCAGGACUCUUCAUCACUCAGGGGGUAGUGGGUGGUGUUGGAACAAGUCUCUGCUUCAUGGUCGUCUCUGUGACUCCGUCCCAGUAUUUUAACGUCAAACGUGGUCUCGCAUACGGUAUCAUCUACGCUGGAGGUGGGUUCGGUGGUGCAACAAAUAGUUUCAUUAUGGAUGCCUUGAUCCAUCGCCUUGGUCCGGUUUGGACCUUCCGUGUGAUGGGAUUAAUUACCCUUGGAACCGGUUUACCGGCGGCUUGGUUGGUGAAAGAGCGGAUUCCUUCCCGCAGGACCGCAUUUAUCGAGUGGCGCCUUUUCCGCGAUGUUCGAUUUUCAUUGCUAUAUCUUGUUGGUGCGAUAGGAACGUUCCCUCUUUUUGUCCCGCCGUUCUUUCUUCCUCUCUAUACCAACUCCCUUGGCUUUGCUUCGAGUACUGGGGCUGGCGUUGUGGCUGGUUUCAAUUUCUCCUCAGCUGUUGGCCGCCUGAUCUGUGGCUUCUUUUGUGACAGGAUUGGGCCACUCAACACCCUUUGCGGAUCUCUGUUGCUAAGUGCCGUUAGCAUUCUUGUGCUAUGGCCCGUCUCUCUGUCAAUAGGUCCGCUGGUUGCAUUCGUUAUUAUCAACGGCAUGGCUAAUGGCGGCUUUUUCUCCACCAUGCCCACAGUUAUUGGGAACGUGUUUGGGUCUGCAAGAGUGUCUGUUGCCAUGGGAAUGACAGUGACCGGAUGGGUUGGUGGAUACUUGAUGGGCGCUCCCAUUGCGGGCUAUAUUCUGGGGGCCUCAGGCGGCGCACAUGCUGGCAGCGAUGCUUUCCGACCUGCAAUCUUCUAUGCUGGCUCAAUGGCAUUGGCUGCAACAGUAUUAGCAACUUUCGUCCGCCUUAGGACGAACAGGUCGUUGCUUAUCAAGCUUUAA